AUGUGUGGUUGCUUGAUGUCAGUGACGUCGGCGUCGGCGCUCGCGCUACACGUCUAUGAUGUUUCGGUAAAUACACAGUGGGAUUCGACGGCUAACUCCGCUAAUACGGCUGGGUACGUGGGGAACAAUAUAACAUACGCGGGAGCACAGGCUCCCAAUACUGGCAAGCACAACCCUCUACAAGGGACCAUAGGCUACAGAGUAAACGUGCAUAGCGGCUAUGGGUGCGUGGGCGGUUCGGGCGCGAUGAGCGGCGGCGGCGAGAACUCGCAGUUCGGCGCCACCGCCGCGAUGGUCGCCGCGGCCACCACGGCCGCGAUGCAGGACUCGCAGCCCUUCACGCAGGUACCCCGACCCUACUACCACGAAUGGCUGCCUUACUGUGGGCUUAGGUGUUACCCGAAAAAUCGGACCGGCCCCCCUUUGCUGACAGUUAAAUGGCCUUGUUCGCAGAUGCAGAACAACAUGACGAUGGGCAAUCCCCAGUACGGCGCGAUGAACGGCUACGGGCAACAGCGGAGCCACAACCCGGCUAUGAGCGGCAUGGGAAUGGGGGGCAACGGCACUAUGAACGGAAUGACAGGCAUGGGUCAGAUGGGCAACGCCGCAAUGAACGGCAUGAGCCCGAUGGCGCAAAUGGCCAACAUGGGCAUGCACGCGAACAUGAUGCCGUCGCAAAUGGGCCCCGGUCAAAUGCCCAGCACGGGCAAGAUGGGACAGAACUAUCAGAGGCGGCACACACCUUACCCCACCGGGACGAUGUUGAUGGGGCAACGCAAGUCCCAGUACAUGGGCGCUCAACCGGGCUUCGGGCCUGCACAGUACCCCUCCGGUUACGGGGGAAGACCGGGAUUUCAGUCACAAUAUCCACCUCAGCAGCCGUUAGGGCCCACUGGCAACUUCGGCGCCGCAAUGCGCGGCAGCAUGAGGCAAACGACGCCGCCUUAUUCCAACCAGGGGCAAUAUUUCAACGGUGGCGUGCCAAACCAGUUCCCACAGCAUCAGGCGGGCAAUGGUCAAUACGGGGGGCAGUACAGCGGGCAGUUUGCGCAGGAAGUUGCUAUGCGGACGAGCAUGACCUAUCAGCACAGUCCUGUGCCCGGAAACCCAACGCCGCCUUUGACGCCAGCUAGCAGUAUGCCCCCAUACAUCAGCCCUAAUGCUGACGUUAAACCCCACUUCAACGAGCUCAAACCACCGAUGGGCAUGCAAAAUGACGAGCUCCGGUUAACAUUCCCUGUAAGAGAUGGUAUUAUCUUACCACCAUUUAGAUUAGAGCAUAAUUUAGCAGUUAGCAAUCAUGUAUUCCAAUUAAAACCCACGGUCCACUCAACUUUGAUUUGGAGAUCGGACCUCGAAUUACAGCUUAAAUGCUUCCACCACGAGGAUAGGCAGAUGAACACGAACUGGCCGGCGAGUGUUCAGGUUUCGGUCAACGCAACGCCAUUAGUCAUAGAUAGAGGCGAGAACAAAACGUCACACAAACCACUGUACCUGAAAGAAGUUUGUCAGCCGGGGAGGAAUACGAUACAGAUCACCGUCUCCGCCUGCUGUUGCUCGCACCUGUUCGUGUUGCAACUGGUGCACCGGCCGAGCGUGCGCAGCGUUCUCCAGGGGUUGCUGAAGAAGCGGUUGCUCACGGCGGACCACUGCAUCGCUAAGAUCAAGAUGAACUUCAGCCAGUCGCCGGCCAACAAUGGCUCAAACACGGGCAACGACAGGGACAGCGUGGAGCAGACCGCCCUCAAAGUCUCGCUAAAGUGCCCCAUCACCUUUAAGAAGAUCGUCCUGCCCGCCCGCGGCCACGAGUGCAAACACAUACAGUGCUUCGACCUGGAGUCUUAUUUGCAACUGAAUUGCGAAAGGGGCUCAUGGAGGUGUCCGGUGUGCAAUAAACCGGCUCAAUUAGAGGGAUUAGAAGUCGAUCAGUACAUGUGGGGUAUUCUCAACACGCUAAACACCUCGGAUGUAGACGAAGUAACCAUCGAUAGUGGGGCUAAUUGGAAAGCAGCUAAAAGCCCAGCUAACCCAGGAAUUAAGCAAGAAGACGACAGUAACGACAACAGCUCCGGGAAGCGUAGCAAAGCAGUCUCCCCCGGAUCGAUGAACAUGCCCACGAUGAACAACUGGGACAUGAACCAGGCGCUCUCACCCUACCUGCCCCCGGACAUGAACACCAUCGCCAGCGGCUCCAUGAUCUCCGCCUAUAACCAAAGCGCACAAAACCGCAACCCGGCCGCCAGCCAGAACUACGACUUCGGCAUGACCAACGGCCCCGCCAGCAACGAGUUCGCCGGCAAUGGGCCCUUGUCGCAUCUCAACGAGAGCGUCAACUCCCUGGACCCGCUCAACGCAAUGGAGAAGAGCCUCAACGAACAGAUGCCGCACACGCCCCACACGCCGCACACGCCGGGCUCGGCGCACACGCCGGGCGGCGGCGGCGCGCACACGCCCGGCUCGAGCCACACGCCGGGCCCGCCCUCUGUCGGCCACCCGCUCAGCGAGGUCGACAUACCCGCCGACCUCAACUUCGACCCCGCCGCGGUCAUCGACGGCGAAGGCACCGACAACCUCAACUUGCUCCCUGAAACGAACGUGGACCCGAUGGAGUUGCUGUCGUACUUGGACGCGCCGGCACUGGGUGAGCUGCUGGCGACGCCGCCGUCCUCUUCGUCUUCGGCGGGCUCGCAUCCACCUCGAGCGCCCUCUUCCGACGACUUGCUGGCGCUGUUCGAG
Messenger RNA from Iphiclides podalirius (scarce swallowtail), 2736 nucleotides. Lineage: Eukaryota; Metazoa; Arthropoda; Insecta; Lepidoptera; Papilionidae. The record is from the annotation of a GenBank genome assembly.